Messenger RNA from Dreissena polymorpha, 3534 nucleotides. RefSeq names its product phospholipase A-2-activating protein-like. Gene Ontology annotation, cellular component: nucleus; cytoplasm. The transcript is spliced from 12 exons. Gene Ontology annotation, molecular function: ubiquitin binding. The record is from RefSeq and is a predicted model, not a curated record. Bases 148 to 2580 code for a protein of 810 amino acids. NCBI's taxonomy places the organism in Eukaryota, Metazoa, Mollusca, Bivalvia, Myida, Dreissenidae. Gene Ontology annotation, biological process: ubiquitin recycling; proteasome-mediated ubiquitin-dependent protein catabolic process.
UCUGUAACAUUGUUGAGUAUAUUUUAUUCCUUAUCAUUAUUUUCGUGUAUUUUAUUUUAAUUGCUACACGUGUUAUAUAUUGUUAAGACUUUUAUUUUCAACGAAUAUCCUCACGAACCGGCAUUUACGUCGCGUCUGCAAAUUAUCAUGGCCGCUCCGUAUCAACUCCGCUGUCAAAUUUUUGGACACGAAAAAGAUGUUCGCGCGGUUACGCCAGCACUUAUUCCAGAUAAUUCUGUAAUUUCUGGAUCUAGAGAUGCUACGGCCAGGAUAUGGGUACCAGAAGAGGACUCAAAUGGAUUCAGAGAGGGUCAUUUUAUGAGCGGCCACAAGAACUUUGUGGCGAGCGUGUGCUGCCUGCCUCCCGAUGACAAGUAUCCCCAUGGCCUGAUAUUUACAGGAAGCAAUGACCACACCAUACUGGCCUUCACACCUGACUCGCCACAGGCUGUCUUUAAACUCACUGGACACACUGGCACUGUUUGCUCGCUGGCAGGUGGCAAAUUUGGAACAUUGUUGAGUGGAUCUUGGGACAAAACUGCCAAGGUGUGGAUUAACCAGAAAUGUGUUCUGACGUUAGAGGGUCACGAGUCAGCAGUGUGGGCAGUGGCAAUAAUGCCUGACCUAGGGGUGAUGCUGACAGGAUCAGCUGACAAAACUAUCAAGGUCUGGAAGGCCGGCAAAUGUGAGAAUACACUAAGAGGUCAUGACGACUGCGUACGAGACCUGGCAGUCACACAGGGUGGGGAAUUUCUGUCGUGCUCCAACGAUGCCACAGUCCGUCGAUGGCUGGUGUCCGGAGACUGCAUUGCAGUGUACUACGGGCACGAAAAUUUUGUGUACAGCCUUGCUGUGCUUCCUAAUGGCCAUGAUUUUGUGAGUAGCGGUGAGGAUCGGACAGUGCGCGUGUGGAAGGAUGGCACAUGCGUACAGACCAUUAAUCAUCCGUGCCUCUCCAUCUGGUGCGUGGCUGUGCUGGGGAACGGGGACAUUGUGUCUGGGGCAAGUGAUGGCAUACUGCGUGUGUUCACAUGUGAGCCCUCCCGCUACGCGAGCACUGUGGAACUCAAGACGUAUGACGAGCAGAUAGCUCAGUCCCAGAUUCCACAAGACAUUCGCCCAGAAGAACUGCCUGGUCCCGAGGCCUUGACAAGACCAGGCAACAAGGAAGGUCAGACCAAGAUGGUGCGGAAUGCAGCAGGAAAGGUGGAGCUGUACAGCUGGGACGGUGCCAGCUCUGAGUGGAAGAAAGUAGGGGAUGUUGUGGGCUCAUCAGGCGGAACACAGGCCACCUCCGGAAAGACGCUUUAUGAAGGGAAGGAGUAUGACUACGUGUUCACCGUAGACAUACAGGAGGGCCAGCCCCCACUCAAGCUGCCCUACAACAUCUCGGAGGACCCGUGGUUCGCUGCACAGGCUUUCAUACAGAAGAACAACCUCAGUCAGCUGUUCCUGGACCAGGUGGCCAACUUCAUCACGGAGAACACGAAAGGGGCCACACUGGCACAGGGAGCACCUGCAGACUUUGCUGAUCCUUUCACGGGUGGUAAUCGCUACAUGCCAGGCUCAAGUAGCUCAACAGGUGUUGUAAACGGCGCAGACCCGUUCACUGGCGGUGGGCGCUACAUUCCAGGCUCAGGGUCAGGCGUGGGGUCAACAGGUGGGGGAGCUGACCCCUUUACAGGAUCCGGGCGCUAUGUGCCUACUUACACAGACACCACCCGGCCGGCCCAGACUGGGGGAGGAGGUGGCGAUGUGUUUGAAGGUGCUUACACCACAACAUCCGUGAAUCCCAAUCUGUCCAAAACCAAUGAGUACUUUCCAAAGAUGACCACUCUCACAUUUGAUGUGGCCAAUCCAGCUCAGAUCAUGGGUAAGCUGCGUGAGUUCAACAGCAGCCUGGGUGGUGAUCAGCAGGUUGGGGAGGGGCAGUUGUCUGCCAUGGAGGGACUCAUGAACCAGGCUGUGCCAUCGGAGGAGAGCCUCAGCACACUGAAAACCCUCCUUCACUGGCCACCAAAUGUAGUGUUCCCAGCCCUUGAUGUUCUACGUAUCACCAUGAAAAUGCAAGACGUAAACACUGCUUUCUGCGCUGACACCAGUAUUCUCAACGCCAUGACGGCAUAUUGGAGCUCAGACGGCAAUGCCGCGUGCCAGAUCCUCAGUCUCAAAGUAGUGUGCAACAUGUUUGCUCAACCACAGGGGUUCACACUGUGCAUGGAGCACCGCGACAAAAUCCUCAGUGCUGCUGGGCCUUUAAAGGGUUCAGGAAAUAAGAAUGUUCAAGUCAGCCUUGCGACAUUGCUACUGAAUUUUGCCGUAGGAUUGUUUGGUUCUUUAGACCUCGAAGGGAAAUCUAAGCUGUUAACCACUACAGCAGAAUGCCUUAAAAUCAAACCCGAUGCGGAGGCUGCUUUUAGAUUGUUUAUUGCCAUGGGAACGCUUAUACACAAGGAUGAACGGCUGCAGAACCUAGGACAAUCGUUAGAAAUUACAAACCUGCUCACUGAUUAUAUGGUUCCAUCCGAUCCAAAAAAGGUCUCAUCCUGUGCCAUUUUGCUAAGAGAUUUAUUACGAUGAUUUCAGAUGUAUACUUUUGCACAAUUAUUGAUUUUUAAGGCAUUCUGCCUUAUCUGAUACACAAAAUCAUAUAUGUGUUAAAUUAAAUUUGGUGCAACUUUUCAAAUUGUAUCUCCCUCAAAACUUGACUUCUUAUUUAAAUGGAUUGACACUAUUUUUUCGAAUAGGAAUUUGCCAUGUAUGAUGUCAUUAAACAUAAUGUGCUAUGUUAAUAAUUUAUUCAUUUAUGCCCAGCGAUUGGUUUAUUAUAAUAGUAAUAUAUGCCACUGAUUUACUGCCUGUGUAAUACAAGAGAUAUGUUUAAUGGCAAUUAUAUGAUAUCUAAAUGAGAAUAUUUUUAUUAUUUUCAAAUCUUAAAAUAAAUAAUUAUGAAUUGAGAAUCUCCCUUGUCUUUACUUAAAUAGAGGAUACUUUUCAUUAUUUACUGUGUUCAUCUUUACACUGCAGUCUUUAUUACUUAACUACAAUUGGUAUUACCAAAAAAGAAAUUAGUGAAAUCAUUUCUUUUUUUUAUAACGAUCAUUCAGUAAUUAUUAAAAAAAAGAACUUACCUGUAACUUAUAUGUUCAAACUUUUCUCAUGUUAGUUAAAUUUGGUUUACAUGUUUUAUUUAUCUUUGUUCACAUUCGGGCUGCAUUUAAAUUUUGAUGGUGUUAAACCUAGAAAUCUAUUGAUUAAAAUACACAAUUGUAAAAAAAAUCUUUUAAAUCAAAUUGCUCUGUUUCAAAACAUGUCUUUUAUAAAAGUGUAUUAAUUAUUUUCUACAACUUCUGAAGUAAUGAUCUACCAAUUCUAAAUAUAUGCAUUUCCAUAUAAAUUUGACACUUAUAUACAUUUCUUGUAUUAGAUUACAUAAACAUAUGUCCAUGGUGCACUUAAUGGAUAGUGUUACUAUCCCAUUGUGUGAAGUUUGUUCAGCAAAGUUAAAGUAGUUUGAAUAAAUAAACAAAUAUU